Messenger RNA from Papaver somniferum (opium poppy), 1050 nucleotides. RefSeq lists its product as uncharacterized. The transcript has 2 exons. NCBI's taxonomy places the organism in Eukaryota, Viridiplantae, Streptophyta, Magnoliopsida, Ranunculales, Papaveraceae. The record is from RefSeq and is a predicted model, not a curated record. Bases 1 to 1050 code for a protein of 349 amino acids.
AUGUUUACUGAAAAACUGCAAACACUGAAAGAAAUGCGGAAAAUGCAAGAACGCUACAUCGCACUGGAAGAGAUUCAAGAAGAAGCGAGAGGUAGGGGAGUACACGAGGCUAGUGCAACGAUUAGGGCGACCCCAGGCAACACUCCCAGGCGGCUCGAGAAGAGACCAGACCCACCACCACGAGGAAACGGGAAGAAGGAGUGGAUAGCAAAAGGGAAAAAACCGAGACACGAGCCGAGAGCCUACACCCCAUUGAACGCACCAUUGGAAGAAAUUUUCAAGGAAGUCGAGAAGAGGAACGACAUCAUCUACCCGGCAUCAAGGGGGGUACAGUUCGAAGAAACCAAGGACCACCCCGGGUACCGCCACUACCAUCAGUACAGAGGUCACUCCACCAAUAAUUGUCGAGAGGUGAAAGACAUCGUGCAACAUCUUAUCCGAGACCGAUACCUGAGGCAGUUCGUCCGACAAGCACCACAAGCGACCACCGCACCCGAUGCACCUGUUCACCAGUGUAGCCAAGACCCUGCCGAUGGAACCUUGGAUGAUGCAACCCAUUUCCUCUCAGCCAAGGAUGUCCCGAUGAACGGUCAAGUCCAUAGCGACCCCUUGGUCAUUACCUUGCUAAUUGAAGAAUGGGGAGUGAGAAGGAUACUGGUAGACAUUGGGAGCUCAGUCGAGGUGCUUUUCUACGACACCUUCAAGAGAAUGGAAUUGUCAGAUGACAUUCUCGUACCCUCAACAUAUCGAAUUUACGGCUUCAAUGUGACCGUGACCAUCCUAAAGGGCGAACUAAAUCUGAGAGUAUCGGAUGGGGGCGGUUAUUUGGAUACUCUAACCACAUUCUGUGUAGUCGAUGUCGCUUCACCCUAUGAAGCUAUUAUCGGGAUACCUUGUAUCGCCAGUAUUAAAGGGGUGGCAUCGGCCUACCAUCAAAGACUGAGAUUUCCAACGUAUAAAGGUAUAGCAGAGGUCGUCGGCGAUUCACAGGAGGCCAGGAAAUGUAUGCAAAUCGAUAUUCAGAUAAAGGAGGAACGACGAGCACAUUAG